CGUUGGCGUUGGCGCCCAUAAUACCGAGAAGUAAAUAAUAUUUGCAAAAAAUAUAUGUACAUGUAAAAUUUAUCGAAAUUGUAAGCCGUUUGAUAUAAUUAAAUCAUUGUAGAUUAAAGAGAAUCGACUUAAUUUGUAAAUAUCUCUAAAUACUUCAAUUAAUGUAAAUUAUGUUCAAUGUCUUUUGUGUUCUGUAUAAUAUUUAAUUAUAUCGUAUGUUUUGAUAAACACGUGUAGUUGCAAGAGAUGAACAUUUUCAAAAAACUUUUAUCUUUUGUGAUUAUCAUACAUUGUGUUUAGUGUUGUGUUGUAAAAUUGUAAGAAUAUGUCAAAGAAGGUUCCACUCCGUCAAACUGAAAUACAACCUACAUUUAAAGGAUUUCUUGAAAGAUUUAAAAAGAAAUCUACCACACAAUCCAGUACUCCAAAAUCAUCAGUCACAGAUUUAGAGCAAAAUGAAAACAAUAGAACCAACAACUAUGAAUCUUGUAAUACUAAACAAUUAGAAAAGAUAUCUAAAAUGUCCAUCAUAUCUAUUGAUAGCGAGGAUUCAUUACUUUAUGGUUCUAUGAAAACACCCACAAAGAUGAUAGAUAACAAUUUGAAUGAUUAUGAGAAAAUGAUGUCAAAUGAUGAAAGUAAAAAGAAAUUUCCUGUAUUGAAAAGUAAAUCAACAUUAAAAAUGAAAUUUAUUCAAUCAUCAGAUAGUGAAAAUGAUAUAGAAACAGUACCAUGUUUGAGUUUAAAUAAAAAGAAAAUAAUUAUUAAUGAUAGCAGUGAAGAACAUGUGCCCAGUCAUUUUCCAUCUAUUAAGAAAGAGGAUAUAUCUUCGUUAAUGUCUCCUGAAAGUGAUGCCUUUAGAGCAGAAGCUGAAGAUAAUAAAGCAAUAGAAAGUGAUGAUCCAAGAACUCCAAGAAAGUUUCUAAAAACUAAAAGAAAAGAAAAUACUGUGAUAUCAGAUUCAGAUAGUAAUAGCCCAGAUUCUAAGAAUAGUUCCAAAGGAACUCCUAAAAAGGAAUGGGUUGGACCAGACUUUAAAUUAAAAUUAAAACCAUUGGGAUUAGGAAAACAGUUAGAUCCUUGGAUACAAUCUGCAAGAGGGAAAUCUAUAAUGUCUUCAGUACCUGCCAUGAAAGAUAAAUUAGAAGACAGAUAUAAGGAUUUAAAAGAUUUGCAAAUAGAAAUUCUUGAGAAAUAUUAUAAUGCAUUAGAUCAAAUCCCAUUACCUGUCUUAGAAAAGUUCCCAAAUUUCAAUGCGCAUACAUUUCAAGAUUUAAGAAUUCUAUAUCAGCAUGUUAAAGCAAAAAUACGUUUGGUAGAAACAAAAUUAACACAUGCACAAUCUAAUGAAAAACAGCCAUCUGUCAAUGAAAAAUCGUGUGAAAUUAUAAGUAGUUCAACAUUACCUAAAAUAAUGGAUACCUCAAAUCAACAAUCAAUUUUAAGUAUAUCAGAUAGUGAUAGUUUUAAUAUGUCUAUUAUUAAUUCCAUUGAUGCAGAACCAAAUUGUGCUAAUGUCAUGGAAGUAGAUAGUACAUUUUCACCAAUAAUAAAAGAGCCAUUGCAGAAAAACAAUGUAUCACAAAUAAAGGAAGAGGAAGAUAAUAAAAAUUUUCAUUAUUCUCCCAUUCAAGCUAAAUCAAAUGAUUCCGUACUUCAGAGCAAGAAAGGUACAUUUCAGUUGAAGAGACCUAUUAAAGCAACUUUAGGAACAGAAGUUUCUAAACGGAUUGGAGAGCUAUGGGAAAAAGAAGAAAAAUCUAAAACUAUCAAUCCCAAGGAGACAAUUUUUACUUCUGAUGUACACACAACUGUUAACGAUUUAUAUAAGUCAGAAGGAACUGAAAUUAAUGAAACUGUAUAUGCUGUACAAAAAAUAAAAAAAGGCUUUCAAUUUAAUGAAAGUUCAAAAUGUGAAAACAAUCAAAAUAAUUUGGGUGGUGCUUUUGAUAACUCAUAUUCUGAAGAUAUAGUUGAUUGCUUAACUCAAGAACUCAAACAAUUUCCCGCGUUAAAUAAGGAUUGUAAUAUAAAGUCAAGUGUGGUGGAUUUAUCAGGUUUUGAAUCAAUGGCUACACAAAAUGCAAAGAAUAUUACUAACGAAAAAGGCAAAGAACAAAAGAAAAUAACUAAACCAAAUGUUGAAAUGGGUACAUUUACUGGCAAUUACAAAAAUGAUGGUAUUAGUGGUGAAUUUGAUAGUCUGACUUAUCCACAUUCACGGGAAAUGUUGAAGAUUUUCAGACAAAAAUUUGGAUUAUAUUCAUUUAGACCAAACCAAUUGCAAGCAAUUAACGCCGCGAUCUUGGGAUUUGACUGCUUUGUUUUAAUGCCAACUGGAGGAGGAAAAUCUUUAUGCUAUCAACUACCAGCACUUUUAUUGCCUGGCGUAACAAUUGUAAUUUCUCCAUUAAAAAGUCUUAUUCUUGAUCAAGUUCAAAAGCUCACAUCUCUCGAUAUUCCAGCCGCGCAUAUGUCUGGUGGACUAACAGACAGUCAGGCAGAUGGAAUAUACAGAGAACUUUCAAAAAGGGAACCGGCUCUUAAGUUACUGUAUGUAACACCAGAAAAAAUAUCCGCGUCUCAAAAAUUUUGCGAUCUUUUAGCUACGUUGUAUGGGAGAGAAUUACUAGCAAGAUUUGUUAUUGAUGAGGCACAUUGUGUAAGUCAGUGGGGUCACGAUUUUCGACCCGAUUAUAAAAAAUUAAAAUGCCUAAGAGAAAAUUAUCCUAAAGUGUCAACAAUUGCUCUCACAGCAACAGCUACACCGAGGGUUAGAACCGAUAUCUUGCACCAAUUAGGACUUACCAAACCAAAGUGGUUCAUGUCAAGUUUCAAUAGGCCUAAUUUAAGGUACACAGUAAUUGCAAAGAAGGGAAAAGCUUGUUCAGAUGAAGUUAUAGCUAUGAUAAAAACGAAAUAUAAGUCCGACUGUGGAAUUGUUUAUUGUUUAUCUCGUAAAGAUUGUGACGCCUACGCGAUACAAAUGAGGAAGAAUGGUAUCAAAGCACUAAGCUAUCAUGCUGGACUUACCGAUGCUAAUAGAAGUGACACUCAAGGUCGAUGGAUUUCGGAAGAAGUUAAAGUUGUUUGUGCAACAAUAGCAUUUGGAAUGGGCAUUGACAAACCAAAUGUACGUUUUGUAAUACACGCCGCGCUUCCAAAAUCAAUCGAAGGUUAUUACCAAGAAAGUGGACGCGCUGGUCGUGAUGGAGAAAAUGCAGACUGUAUUUUAUUUUACAAUUACGCCGAUAUGCAUAGAAUAAGGAAAAUGAUUGAAAUGGAUAAUUCAAAUCCUGCUGUAAUAAAAACUCACAUGGAUAAUUUAUUUAAAAUGGUAUCAUUUUGCGAAAACAAAACGGAUUGUCGUAGAUCAUUGCAACUAAAUUAUUUUGGUGAAGUGUUUCAACGAGAACAAUGCAUCGCUAAUAAAGCAACAUCGUGCGAUAAUUGUAGGUGUAAAGAUGAUUUCACUAUGCUUGAUGCGACAGAUUAUGCAAAAGAUAUUAUGAAAGGUGUUCGUGAUAUUAACCAAAUGAAAAAUUGUAAACUUACAUUAGUGUAUCUUACGGACAUAUUUAAAGGAAGUGAUCUUAAAAAAAUUAGGGAAUCGGGUCUAAAUAAGCUUCCAUUAUAUGGUCUUGGAAGAUCGUGGAAUAGAGGCGACAUAGAACGUCUGCUACAUCAUAUGGUACUUAAGGACUAUUUGCAAGAACAUAUGUAUAUUAAUAAUGAAAUUGCUUGUGCCUAUCUAAAAAUUGGUCCAAAUGCUAGCGAACUUAUGACUCAAAAGGAUGUAAAGGUUAUAAUUCCUAUGAGGUCAUCUGAGAACAGUUCUACUGCAGUGGCAACGGUAUCCGCGGUCACAAAGAAAAUUGAUAAAGUUAUUCUGGAGUUACAAGAACGUUGUUACAAGGAGCUAAUGGAAAUAAUAAAGGGAAUUGCAGGAGCACUCGAUAUUUCAGCAUCCUCUGUUAUGAAUAUGAUAGCUAUCAGGGCAAUGAGUCAAAAACUUCCAGACAAUGAGGAAGCUAUGUUGCAAAUACCACAUGUUACCAAAGCAAAUUUCGAAAAGUAUGGGAAAGCAUUGUUGGAUAUUACACAAAAAUAUGCUGCAGAGAAAUAUGUGUUAUUAAAUGAAGAAACACCGGAAAGUGAGAACGACGACGACGAUACGUGGGUUAAUAACACUUCUACUUAUUCUGGUAAAUCUAACAGAGGCGGUGGUAGGAAGCGUAAAAGUAGAGGCAAUUAUCGAAAUACUGCCAAAAAAUUUAAACGGACUACAUCAAGUACGCAGAAAGGAAAAACUACUACAAAAACAAAAAGUACAACUUCAAGCAAAGGUCCAGGACUUGUAAACUUUACCCAGAAAAAAGAAUAUCUCUCGGAUCCACAUAGAUAUAUGCAAUUUAAUUAAUAACCUUCUUUGUAUCAUAGAUUUGUAACAUAAAAAUUAUGACUGUUCUAACUUAAGAUCUGAUUGCAACAGUAUUAUGUAAAAUUAUUUAUUUUUAUUGAUGAUUUUAAUAAAAGUGUGUGUAAAUAUUGAA
Molecule: messenger RNA, 4553 nt
Organism: Hylaeus anthracinus
Lineage: Eukaryota; Metazoa; Arthropoda; Insecta; Hymenoptera; Colletidae
Gene: Blm
Product: recQ-like DNA helicase Blm
Exons: 15
Coding region: 326-4420 (1364 amino acids)
Biological process (GO): double-strand break repair via homologous recombination; DNA replication
Cellular component (GO): cytoplasm; nucleus; chromosome
Molecular function (GO): 3'-5' DNA helicase activity; ATP binding; four-way junction helicase activity
Source: RefSeq, a predicted model, not a curated record